Molecule: messenger RNA, 1746 nt
Organism: Sphaerulina musiva SO2202
Lineage: Eukaryota; Fungi; Ascomycota; Dothideomycetes; Mycosphaerellales; Mycosphaerellaceae
Exons: 1
Coding region: 260-1537 (425 amino acids)
Source: RefSeq, a predicted model, not a curated record
ACUCGACGCACUGGCACUCUAGUCUGGUUCCCGUGCUACCAUGAAUACGACUUGCAACCCACGAACAGUCGCGACACGACGAAGGCCACCUUGCGGGACGCGUCGUCGCUGAGGCCAAUGCUCGCAAAUUGGGAGUCCCAGCAACCGGACCAGCUUUUGACGCGUGCGUCUGUCUAUGAGGCAGGACCAUAGCAAAAUUCUCCUCCAACUCUGAUUACAUCUUUGCAGCCAACCAAGCGAGCGGUCGCGCGUAGGGAAAAUGAUUCUUCUGGGUGCAUCGAACGGCAUGUCUGACGGCGGACAUGCGAACGGCGUGGCCAUGGAGGAUCAUCAAGAGCAGCGGCAGGCCGAAGACAAGCGGGAGACAAAUGAGGAGAUCGUUGGGGAACGUCCCAAGAAACGCGUCAAGCUUUCUGGUCGCGAUUAUGCCGCUUUCGCGUCUCGAGAAAUGGACGACAUUGAAACAGCGCUGGAAGUCGACCACAUGAUACUGGACUAUCUUCUCUACCAGGCCAUUAGUGCUUGUCUCGAUAGAAACAACGUGAGCAUAUGUCUUGCUCAGGCUGAUCAGUUCUUGCGCCUCUUCCAAGGUCGUUACCCAGCAUACCGACCAGAUCAGGAGUUGCACUUUCGACAACUACUCUUGCAGCUUGUGACGCUCGUCACGCAACGCUACGUACGAUGCCCUGCCACACCGGCGAAGUCCUCCCUGCAGUCUCUACGCGACAGCAAUCAAACACGAGCACGAACAUGGAUUGGCGAUGCCUCACGUCUUCCGACAGUGGAUGCUAACACCAAACCAUUUGAUAGCGCCCUUCCUGUUACAGCAGAAGAAUUGGAAGAAAAUCGCGCACACGUGCUGAGAAGUAUCGAUAUUCCACCGGAAGAUCAUGUCUACGAAGACGCAUUCUACGGCACCAGCGAGUGCGUUAGUCUUCUCGACCUCCUCCCUCUUUUCAUGCGCAUCUCUGGCGCCUGUUACACUAUGUUCUCGUGUCCGCCCACCGACACUUGGAUGCGCCUAGCAGCUGCUUGGAUGUUGCAAGCUUGUCUUGAGCAAUAUCUCAUUUGGGGCGCCAGUGGCUCGGACGCGAUUGACGAAGCUUUUGCGUGGGGACCCAAGCGACCUGAGGAUGUUCAAGAGGAGGGUGAGGAGAUGACGGGCGAAGCGCCAAAAAUACAUGACAGGAGGCGAGACGAAAACCCUUUCUGCUUAGACAUGGACGGUGAAGAUGCAGAGCUAUGGAAGGACAUCAGAACUCGCGCUUUGGAGACCAUACUAUCAGCCGAAGAUCAGUAUUGGAAAGAUCUUGUUUCCCAUUUGGCUGCUGUCUCGGAAAGACAUCCAUUGGCCAAGACUGACAAGGAAAUUGUUUGUUUUCUGAAGAGCCUGGCAGAGUGCAUUCCUGAGCCGGUACUUGUGCAGCUGCAGAAGGGGCAACUUCGAGGGAUGUCCAAAGAAGAAACGUCAGCAUUCAUCAGGCAAUGUGGGAUUGAUAUUGCAGAGCUAUUUGCCAGCGUGGAUGCGCAUGGAUGAAUACAGACGACGACAACACGGCAGCAGACCUGUCCGCGGUGGUGUGGUGGACCAUGCUCUUUGCCCAACGUUGAAUAACAAUGCAGUGAUACCCGAAGAGUAGACAUCAGCGUGAGUGGCAAAGAUGACCUUAUUAUAGAGGUUGUACGCCUGACUGCCAUCGUUUCGUCCACCACUGUACAGGAGCUGCUCGUAGUUGUGACGAGAUG